Molecule: messenger RNA, 1375 nt
Organism: Cololabis saira (Pacific saury)
Lineage: Eukaryota; Metazoa; Chordata; Actinopteri; Beloniformes; Belonidae
Gene: mecr
Product: mitochondrial trans-2-enoyl-CoA reductase
Exons: 10
Coding region: 113-1252 (379 amino acids)
Biological process (GO): fatty acid metabolic process
Cellular component (GO): mitochondrion
Molecular function (GO): trans-2-enoyl-CoA reductase (NADPH) activity
Source: RefSeq, a predicted model, not a curated record
ACAAAUAUGGCGGCGUAGCUACUGUCAGCUCAAUAUCACCCUUGUUAUUGCAAGUGUUAUUUUCUGACAAGCGUUCUUUUUUACCAAUUUUAAAGUCGAGUCCUGGUUAGCGAUGUGGUUACCUCUGCAUGCCGUGCGUCAAAGGGGCCAGAUAGUGUGCAGAAGAGGUUGCAUGACGGCUUUUCUGAGGACGCAGGGGCGCAGAGACUUCAGUCGUUCCACCGGGCGCUGCGCUCAGACAUGUCAGGCGCUUUCUUACGGAAACCACGGAGACCCGCUACAAGUCGUUCAGUUGAAGGAUGUAGAUCUGCCUCCCAUCGGUGAAAAGGAUGUCUUGGUUAAAUUUCUUGCGGCCCCGAUCAACCCUUCGGACAUAAACAUGAUUCAGGGAACUUAUGCUAUCCUGCCUGAUCUGCCAGCUGUUGGUGGCAACGAGGGUGUGGCCCAGGUCAUAGAGGUGGGCAGCCAAGUGAAGUCUCUCAAAACAGGAGAUUGGGUCAUACCCAGAGAUGCUGGUCUAGGAACAUGGAGGACAGAAGCAGUGCUAGCUGAGACUGACGUCAUCUCAUUGCCCAAUGAUAUUCCCCUGCUGUCUGCUGCCACACUGGGAGUGAAUCCGUGCACCGCCUUCAGGAUGCUCUCUGACUUUGAAGACCUUAAGCCAGGGGAUACUGUGAUCCAGAAUGCAGCCAACAGUGGAGUUGGGCAGGCUGUCAUACAGAUAGCUGCUGCAAGAGGAAUUAACACUAUAAAUGUUGUCCGAGACAGGCCAGACUUUGCACAGCUCAGUGAAAGGCUGAAAGCCCUGGGAACCAGUUAUGUACUUAAAGAGGAAGCCUUGAGGCGGCCUGAGAUUAAGGAACUGUUCAAGGCAUGUUCAAAACCUAAACUGGCCUUAAAUGGAGUUGGAGGCAAGAGUGCGACAGAACUGCUACGUCAUUUACAGGCUGGAGGAUCUAUGGUGACUUAUGGAGGCAUGUCCAGACAGCCAGUUACUAUUCCUGUGAGUGCUCUUAUUUUCAAGGAUGUGAAGAUCAGGGGGUUUUGGGUCACACGGUGGAAGCAGAAACACUCUGACGACGGGAGGACAUUUAGAACCAUGCUGGAUGAACUUUGCUCCCUUAUCCGGCAGGGAAAGUUGACAGCGCCCGCCUGUACUGAAGUGGGUCUCCAAGACUAUCACAAAGCUCUGGAUGCAGCCAUGCAGCCUUUCAUUUCUAGUAAACAGGUUCUAAUUAUGGGAACCUCCUGAUUUUAACAGCUAAGUGUCAUUCUGUACAAGCAGCAAUAAAGGAACUGAAGUGAAACCUGAGGUCUAACACAUUAUUAGUAAUGUUCAAGUGACAUAAACUGCAUACCCAAUAAAUGCUUGAUU